AUGGCCUUUUGGGCUUCUGUCAGCACUAAAUCACCGUUGAAAAUUGCUCCCGUUUUAAAUCCGAAUCAAAAACAAUUUCUACAAGAUGAAUUGAGAUUUCGUGAAAAAUUGGAUAUAUUGGCACGCAGCGAUAUGAAUAAUUUAACCGAUUAUUAUGUGCGGAAACAUGAGACCGUAGAUGAUCCGGACUUGCUCGACAAACAUGAUUCUUUCUAUCAUACUACGAAAAGUCUAUUGGUUUUGUUUCAAAUAAUGGGCGUUAUGCCCAUACAUCGUAAUCCAUCGAAAUCGAAUUUACCACGCACGGGAUUUUCCUGGCAUUCAAAACAGGUUUUAUGGGCCAUUUUUAUCUACUGCAUACAAACUACCGUAGUGGUAUUGGUCUUGAGAGAAAGAGUGAAAAAUUUUAUAGUAAACUCGGAUAAAAGGUUUGAUGAGGCUAUUUACAAUGUGAUUUUUAUCAGUUUGCUAUUCACCAAUUUUUUGCUGCCCGUGGCCAGUUGGCGUCAUGGUCCUCAAGUGGCUAUAUUCAAAAAUAUGUGGACCAAUUAUCAACUAAAGUUUUUGAAAGUUACUGGUACACCAAUAGUUUUUCCAAAUUUAUAUUCUUUAACCUGGGCCUUGUGUAUAUGUUCCUGGGGUUUGAGUAUUCUAAUAAAUUUGUCGCAAUACUUUCUGCAGCCCGAUUUUGAACUGUGGUAUACUUUUGCCUAUUAUCCUAUUAUAGCCAUGUUGAAUUGUUUUUGUAGCUUGUGGUAUAUUAACUGCACCGCGUUUGGCACUGCUAGCAAGGCUUUAUUGAUUUCAUUGGAAACCACUUUGAAGGGUGAUAAGCCAGCUGAAAAGCUAACAGAAUAUCGUCAUUUAUGGGUCGAUUUAAGUCACAUGAUGCAGCAGUUGGGUCGCGCCUACUCUAACAUGUAUGGCAUGUAUUGCUUGGUGGUAUUUUUCACCACCAUCAUUGCUACUUACGGUUCGUUUAGUGAAAUUAUUGAUCAUGGUGCCACCUACAAGGAGGUGGGUCUUUUUGUCAUCGUUUUCUAUUGCAUGAGUCUUUUGUAUAUAAUUUGCAAUGAGGCCCACUAUGCCUCACAGAAGGUGGGUUUAGAUUUUCAAACUCAAUUGCUGAAUGUCAAUUUGACGGCAGUGGAUACGUCUACAAAAGAAGUGGAAAUGUUUUUGGUGGCUAUAGCUAAGAAUCCCCCGAUAAUGAAUUUGGAUGGUUAUGCUAAUAUUAACAGGGAGUUAAUAACAUCGAAUGUUUCCUUCAUGGCCACUUAUCUGGUUGUAUUGUUGCAAUUUAAAAUCACUGAACAGCGAGGCAUUCGUUCACAGCAGGCCAUGGCCGCCAUGUAG
Lucilia sericata (common green bottle fly) is the source of this 1356-nucleotide messenger RNA. It is a transcript of the gene Gr21a, whose product is annotated as gustatory and odorant receptor 21a. The record is from RefSeq and is a predicted model, not a curated record. NCBI's taxonomy places the organism in Eukaryota, Metazoa, Arthropoda, Insecta, Diptera, Calliphoridae. Gene Ontology annotation, biological process: sensory perception of taste. Gene Ontology annotation, cellular component: neuronal cell body; dendrite; membrane.